Molecule: messenger RNA, 1533 nt
Organism: Epithele typhae
Lineage: Eukaryota; Fungi; Basidiomycota; Agaricomycetes; Polyporales; Epitheliaceae
Product: NIF-domain-containing protein
Exons: 7
Coding region: 1-1533 (510 amino acids)
Molecular function (GO): phosphoprotein phosphatase activity
Source: RefSeq, a predicted model, not a curated record
AUGCUCCAGGCCGCGCUCAGAGCCUCCGCCACCCGCGGCGUCGCCCGGCCCCCCCUCGCCUUCCAGGCUGCGAGGGGGUUCGCGUCGAAGAAGAAGAAGUCGACGAUCCCCAAGCCUCCCCCGCCACCUGCGCAAGCAUCCUCUCAGCAGGCCCAAGCCUCCUCCCAACAGGCCCAAGCGAAGCCCGGAGCUGCACCUGAACCUGGACAGCCGGCGUCCGCCCCGACUCCGGGAGAGGAGCCCGCACCAGCGUUCACGUCCCAGUCGGUCCCCAGCCUUGACUUCGCGCCCGGCGAGGGCGAAGAGGAGAUGCAGAGGGAGCGGACGGGGGCGCGGUCGUCCAAGGACUCGCUGUCGAGCAUCGAGCGCCGCCGCCGGUUCCUGGGCCGUGUCUCGUUCGCGAUGGUGCUCCUCGGCGCGGGCGCGGGCGCGUGGUACGCGGGGCGGGAGUGGGAGGACGAUGAGCUGCAGGCGCGGCACAUGUCCCGCGAACAGGCUACGCACAAUCGGUGGGAGCGAAUGAGGGCGCGGUUCACCGGGGUGUUCGACACUUUCACAGAACCACUCUGGCCCGAACUCCUCCCGCCACCCUUGCAGGGCCACAUGCACAGGGACUACACUCUCCUCGUGUCCAUCGACGACCUGCUUGUAGCGUCUACGUGGGAUCGUCAGCACGGUUGGCGAACAGCCAAGCGUCCCGGCGUCGACUACUUCCUCGCCUACCUCUCUCAGUUCUACGAGGUUGUGAUUUUCACCACCCAGCAGUACUACACUGCGUUGCCCGUGGUGGAGAAGCUGGACCCAUACCAGUUCUUCAUCAUGCACAAGCUCUUCCGUGAUGCCUGCCGCUCAGAAAACGGCCAACCGGUGAAGGACCUAAAGUACCUCAACCGCGAUCUCUCCAAGGUCAUCCUCCUCGACACCCACCGCGAGCACGUCACGCCGAACCCCGAAAACGCGGUGAUCGUCCCGAAGUGGGCCGGGGACCCGAAGGACCGCGGGCUCGUCGCCAUGAUCCCCUUCCUCGAAUCGAUCGCGAUCUUCAAGACGCAGGACGUGCGCCCCAUCCUCGAGGCGUACGACGGCAAGAACAUCCCGAUCGAGUGGGCGAAGAAGGAGGCGGAGAUGAAGCGCAAGCACGUCGAGGAGUGGGAGCACUCCCGCAAGGGCCUCUCGCGCGGCGGGAUGACGCUCAGCAGCCUCUUCGGCAGCUCCGACCCGGCGUCGGGCUCGCAAGCCCCGCCGACGUACCUCGAGCAGAAGCGGCUCGAGGCGCAGCACCAGUACCUCGAGGAGCAGGAGUACCUCAAGAAGAACAAGGCCUACUUCGACCAGCUCAUCAAGGAGGAGCAGGAGGCCGCCGCGCGCCAGAUGCCCUCCACGUUCUGGGGCGCCGCGCAGGCGAUGAUGGGCCCGCCGCCCGCCGCGGACGGCGCACCGCCCACUCAACAGGGCGCGGGCGCGCCCGGGGCCGCCGCGAGCUCGGCGGUCGUCGCGGCGGCGCCCGCUGGCCAGCCGGCCAAGGCGCCGUGA